Molecule: messenger RNA, 654 nt
Organism: Zerene cesonia (dogface butterfly)
Lineage: Eukaryota; Metazoa; Arthropoda; Insecta; Lepidoptera; Pieridae
Exons: 2
Coding region: 154-639 (161 amino acids)
Biological process (GO): mitochondrial translation
Cellular component (GO): mitochondrial small ribosomal subunit; mitochondrion
Molecular function (GO): structural constituent of ribosome
Source: RefSeq, a predicted model, not a curated record
UCAUCGACCAAUAGUGAAAGGACAAUCGAAGUGGUCUUGUAUUUUGCAAUUUGUUAUUAUUAAGUUUUUAUUAGUAAACUUAAUUUCACUUAGCACGAACAUAACAGGUUUAAUUAAAAAAUUCAAGUAAUAUAUAUCUAUUAUUUUAGUGCAAUGACGACGAAGGUUAUUAAAUAUGUUGGACGCACAACUGAUUUUAAAGGCAAGACUUUGUGGGAAAUAGUAGGAAGUCUUAAAAAUUUUGGUGUGGGAAGACUGAUAGUGCGUCAAAUGUUUCAACGUUAUCCUGAGCCGACUUUUAUGAAAAUUGUUAAAGUAGAAACAUGUCCUGAUGAAGAACGUCGUCGAGUUCGUGUUUGGGUCGAAAAAACAUUUAGAGGUAGGAAGUUGCCACAGAUAACAGAAAUCUAUCGUACAUCAUAUAAACCUGACUAUCAACUUGUCACUAAGGAUGAUGAGAGCAAAUUCUUGGAGUUAACUAGUAGUGAGCACAACUUUCCUGAUGUUAUUCUGCCCAAUAGUAUUGAAAUGCCACCUUUAAUGAAAAGAUUUAUUGUCAGAGAUCAUGAGAAGAAGGGAUUAGAGGUAUUUAACUCUAUAUUUAUUGCUAACAUUCACGGAUAUCAAUUAUUACUUUAGAAUUUGUUGCAUUGA